UCCUCCGCAGGACUUUAUAAGAGGCGUUUCUUCAUGUGUCCGCUCUGCCUUUGACAUUAAAACCUCUUGGAUAUCGGGACAGGUUGCUGCCGUGUCGUGGAUCUCGCUCAUUUCAAACAAUGUCGGAGUCCAUAAAGAACGUCGCGAUAUUUGGAGCCACGGGAAUGACCGGUCUGGCAACGCUGGCGCAGGCGGUGGCUGCAGGAUACAACGUGACUGUGCUGGUGCGGGACGCCUCCAAGCUGCCUGCUGACCACAAGGCGGCCAGAGUGGUGGUGGGUGACGUCCUAAAUAAAGACGAUGUGAAGAAGACUCUGGAAGGCCAAGAUGCAGUGAUCAUCGUCCUGGGAACCAGAACUGACCUCAGCCCAACCACCAUGAUGUCUGAAGGCACCAAGAACAUUGUGCAGGCCAUGAAGGCACGAGGGAUCCGUAAAGUGAUUGGCUGCAUGUCAGCUUUCCUUCUGUGGGAUCGCUCCAAAGUCCCGCCUCGUCUGAUUCCCGUGACGGAGGAUCACGACCGGAUGUACACGGUCCUGAAAACCUCCGGGCUCGACUACGUGGCUGUUAUGCCUCCUCACAUUGCUGGCGACCUUCCUCUGACUGAGCGCUACAUGGUGACAGAGAAUAUGCUUAAAGGACGAGCCAUCUCCAAGCAUGAUCUGGGACAUUUCUUUGUCAAGUGUCUGUCCACGUCAGAGUGGGACGGAAAGACUGUGGGAGUCAGCGGGGAGUACAAAUAAUCCCAACAAACUCCAUGCAGAUGCUUCCAUUUUUUAUGCCUUUCCACUAAAAAGCAAACGGAACAGAAAAUACUGACAAAUAAUGGGGCAUUUUUAGACCGUUUUCAUACUAUUGAAACCUAUUUUGAAUUUAAAAAAAAAAAAAUGCUUAAAUUCUUUGUUUUCUUGUGUUUAACACAUGAGACAUUUGUAAAGAAUAGCUAAUUAUUUGCCCUGCUCCUUUUUAAGCUUUCUGUGAAUUUUAUCCUGUCGCCAAACUUUGUCAUGUGAUCCUUUUCACAGUUUCUCCUGCUCUGGAUCCAGUUUAAAGCUGGUGAUUAAUAAAAGUCUUUGUUCUA
Messenger RNA from Girardinichthys multiradiatus, 1081 nucleotides. RefSeq names its product biliverdin reductase B (gene blvrb). NCBI's taxonomy places the organism in Eukaryota, Metazoa, Chordata, Actinopteri, Cyprinodontiformes, Goodeidae. The record is from RefSeq and is a predicted model, not a curated record. The transcript has 5 exons. The coding region runs from base 120 to 743 and encodes 207 amino acids.